Papaver somniferum (opium poppy) is the source of this 979-nucleotide messenger RNA. Its product is annotated as FACT complex subunit SPT16-like. The transcript is spliced from 2 exons. The record is from RefSeq and is a predicted model, not a curated record. Lineage: Eukaryota; Viridiplantae; Streptophyta; Magnoliopsida; Ranunculales; Papaveraceae. Gene Ontology annotation, molecular function: nucleosome binding. Bases 20 to 658 code for a protein of 212 amino acids. Gene Ontology annotation, biological process: transcription elongation by RNA polymerase II; positive regulation of transcription elongation by RNA polymerase II. Gene Ontology annotation, cellular component: FACT complex.
GGUGCUAGUUAAACCUGAGAUGACAGUGUUUAACCUGACAUUUGUGUUCAAGGACUUCACGCAGGAUGUGCUUCAGAUAUACUCAAUUCCUGAAAUGAAACUCGAUGGUAUCAAACAGUCGCUUGAUAUCAGAAGUGUCAAGUACUACGAGAACGAUAGUCUAGAUUUAGAUAUUGGACAGUGGAGGUCCAGGUUGGAGAAUAUAAGACUUCAUCCAGAGACGUUCAUGGAGGAGGGCGGAUGGGAUAAGUUCAACUCAGGAGAGACUGAUGCUGAUUACUCUGACAGCUCGGCGGCGAGUAUUGAGAAUUACUCUGACUUCUCAGGGAUGGAUUACAACUCUGACAAGCAAUCAUCUGAUAGUGAUCAGGAGAUAGGCUCACCCGCAGAUAAAAAAAAGAAUACUUGCUACCCCGAUGGCAAACCUGGUCAAGUGUCUAGUUCUGGCCGUAAAAAAAGAGAAAAGAAUGAAGUGCCUUCAACUCGGAUAUCGAGAACUAGGAGGACAGUGGGUGAACAGUCGAUGGUAUUAUCAGAAGAAUCAGAUGAUGAAUGUCUCAGGCCCAGAUAUAGAAGAAAAGGAAAAAAAUGUGCAACUCCAACAAAGCUUAUUUCUAAAGUAAGAGGACCGGUGGUGGUGUCGGAUAGUGAAGAGUAGAGUUUGAUAUUGAAGUUGGUACAGCAAGGAUGUUGAUGCUGAAUCUGUAGCUGCAGAGUCCAAAGCCCUUCAGGCAGCGCUUUUUGGUUGUCUCAGUUGCAGCCAUGUGAUGUUCUUUUAGUUUCUGACUUUCAAGUUAUAAUUAAAUUUAUUGCUAGGGUUUCUUUCUCUAUUGGAAGUAUGCUCUUAGUCAUAUUAACGGCUAUGCUGAUAAGCUGGUUGCUUUUGCUUGGUAGGUUGCAUACCUGUGUCCUCUUUUUUGUUCGCUGACGUAAGACUAGGCAAUCUUUAAAACUAAGUCUGUUUAAUCGAUUUAAGUUU